This is a messenger RNA of Colletotrichum fioriniae, 690 nucleotides long. Its product is annotated as mitochondrial 54S ribosomal protein bL31m. Gene Ontology annotation, molecular function: structural constituent of ribosome. NCBI's taxonomy places the organism in Eukaryota, Fungi, Ascomycota, Sordariomycetes, Glomerellales, Glomerellaceae. Gene Ontology annotation, cellular component: mitochondrial large ribosomal subunit. The record is from RefSeq and is a predicted model, not a curated record. Gene Ontology annotation, biological process: mitochondrial translation.
AUGGGCAAGCUCCCAACUCACCUCCCAAGGCCAACAAGCCUCCUCGCCCACCGACCCUCCCUCACAACCUGCUCCGGCACCUCGACAACCUCUUCGCCGAGAAUAGGUCUCCCAACCCAACAAUCCCGCGCAGCAACCUUUAUCCCCCGCCCCCGCCGCCCCUACACCUUCACCCAGCUCAUCCAGCUCUCCGACGGAAGCACCUACACCGUCCGCACCACCUCCCCCAGCCCGCUCGUCCGCUCCGCAAAGGACUCCCGCAACCACGCCCUCUGGCAACCCUCGGACAAGUCCCUCAAGAACGUGGAAGUCGACGAGGCCGGAAAACUCGCCGCCUUCCGUGAACGUUUCGGUCGCGGGUUCGAUCUGGCUGCCAAGAAGCCGACGGAGGAGGAGCUUAACGCUGCUGCUGCUGCUGCCGCCGCCGCCCCCGCCCCUACAUCAGGCGCCGCUGGAAAGGGUGCUGCUGUAAAGGACGCUGCCGGAGGAAAGAAGGAUGCUGCUGCUGCUGCCGCCCCCGCAAAGGAGGCCGCGGCACCUGCCCAGCCCGCCGCUACCCCCGAGGACGACGACAUCUUCGACAUGGGCGAUUUGAUCAGCGGGUACGCCGCGAUGCAGCCGCAGCAGGCUGCUAAGGAGCCCCCCAAGAAGGCGGCGGCACCGGAGAAGGGCAAGAAGGGAAAGAAAUAG